Molecule: messenger RNA, 563 nt
Organism: Onthophagus taurus
Lineage: Eukaryota; Metazoa; Arthropoda; Insecta; Coleoptera; Scarabaeidae
Product: cuticle protein 38-like
Source: RefSeq, a predicted model, not a curated record
AUAAAAGGUGUUCUGAUUCAAUGGGGAGCCAUUCAGUUUCUAUCAGCCGAACCAAAACCAUUCAAAAUGUUCAAAUACGUUGUUCUCCCAAUCUUUUUCGCUUGCGUUAGCGCAGGGUAUUUAGGCGGUCAUGUUGCCCCAAUUGCUUAUUCAGCCCCGAUUGUUUCAGCCCCCGUUGUUGCUGCACCCGUUGUUAAAGCUGCACUUCCUGUAGCUACUUCGUAUCAAAACACUUAUAAGAUUUCUAGUGGAGCUGUUGCUUACGCUGCUCCUGUGGUGAAAGCAGCACCUGUUGUUGCAGCUCCGGUUGCUUACGCCCAUCCCGUUGCCCCAAUUGUAAAAUCUUACGUAUCAGCCCCUUUGGUGGCGGCGCCAGCUUAUGCUAGUUACGCAGCCCCCGCACAUCCUUGGUAAAAAACCAAAUCAACCCCAACAUAUUUAUUUAAAAAAAAUUUUAACCACAUAAAUAUGGAUACGAAAACUUGAACUUUCAACGAAAGAUAGCGCUUUGUAAAUACUUUUUUAAAUAAUUUUUUUAAAUACAGCGAUUUCAAAUAUACCUA